Molecule: messenger RNA, 1007 nt
Organism: Plectropomus leopardus (leopard coralgrouper)
Lineage: Eukaryota; Metazoa; Chordata; Actinopteri; Perciformes; Serranidae
Product: endonuclease domain-containing 1 protein-like
Molecular function (GO): hydrolase activity; nucleic acid binding; metal ion binding
Source: RefSeq, a predicted model, not a curated record
ACUUCUACAGAACAGAUCAAAUGCUCAUUUGUCUUCUUGCCAUUGUGAUGGCAGCGGCAGAGAUGCAGGAAAACCUCUCACCUGAGUGCAAACAGUUCCUGUACAUGGGCACGCUGCCCAGAGGGCUUGAGGAGCAGCCUUUUAAAAAGAUUUGCCAGUUCUACAAGGGCAGACCAAGAUUUGUCACUCUGUACGACACCUUAAACCACAUCCCUGUUUAUUCUGCGUACACCUUUAAGCGUUCGGACGGCUCCAAGAAAGUUGAUGUGCCUUGGAUGUAUGAGCCACAGCUCUCCACAGUGUCUGACUCUCGUGAGAUGCAGCAGUUUCCUUCAGAAAACGUCCAUAAGAGUUUUGAGGAUGCUCAGGCCGUCCUUGAGGACUACUCUAACACCGUAAUCUUUGAACGUGGUCAACUGAAUCCAGAUGAGCACCAGGCUGACCCUGACGAUAAAGCAGCCACCUACACCCUGACAAAUGUGGUCCCUCAGGUCCGAGAGUUCAACAUUGGUCCCUGGAAAAACUAUGAGCACACCAUCCGCAGGCGCCUCAACAACUACUGCCGUGGCACCACCUACGUGGUCACCGGGGUCACCACCUCAGGGCACACAAUCCGCCGCCACAACAUCAACCGCCUGGGCAUCCCCACCUACCUGUGGUCGGCUUACUGCUGCAUUGAUUUUGACCACAAUGCACCGUACUCAGAGCGCUCAAAGUUUCCUGCAUUUGCAGCUCAUGGGCUCAAUGACAGGGAGGAUAACAAGGUUCAAGAGAUGACGGUGCAGCAGCUGGAGGACUUCCUGAAGAGGGUUACUUACGUUGACAGCUCCUUCCAGAUCUUCUAUGACAACUGCGUGCCCCCUAAUAGUGCCAACAGUGCCCUGCACCUGCCUUAAGAAGACAUAGAUAGAUUGAUGCUCACACUAGUGUCAGUAAUAUUCAACAUUAAGUGGGAGAUUAGGAGAUAAAAAUCAUUUAUUAUUUUCAAAAUUCAUUCAUUUUAAAAA